CCCUCCCUCGGUUUUUGUAAAAAUAUUCCUGCCAAGCGGGUGGUUUGAGGAGAGUUGGAAACUUCAGAGGCGGAAUCUGCCUGCCUCCUUCAGUCACACAGACACACACACACCCAUGCAUGCACACACACACAGACACACACACACACACAGACUCGCAGCUGCAGCUGGGGCACAAGCACAAAACGUACUAGCGACGCAACAGUCCGGACUAACUUUCCUGUCCCAUACCCUUCCUCGCCAUGGGAACUUUCCUCGUUCUCAUUGCUGCUGCUUUCUGCUUCGUUGGCGGUCAGCACCAGGGCCUGAUCGACUACCUGGAGCAGAGGCUGGUGGCCAUUGAGGGCCGCAUCUCGGUGUGGCACGAGCAGUCCAACCGCUACGCCACGGAGCUGCUGGAGUUCAAGCAGCAGAUGAGCGCGCUGACGGAGAGCUUGGAGAAGGGCCACGCCGCCCUGCUUGCCGACGCACACGACGUGGGCAGCCGCGUGGACCGGCUGGAGCGCGAGCUGGACUACGUGGAGACGCAGAACCCGGCUCCGCCCUGCGCGGACACGGACAAGAACCUGAUGGAGCCGGGGAUCGCAACCGUGAAGGAAAAAAACAAGGCUGAGUACGACAAGCUUUCACAUUGCAGAGACAUGAUCUCCAGCAUCAAAGCCAUGAAGAUCGUGAAGAAGGCGGGCGGCCCGAAGGGGGCGUGGUUCAAAGACACGGCGAGCGGGGCGGGGAAGGUCUACGUCUUCAACGGCACCGGCGAGGGCGUGCUGUACGAGUUCGGCUCCGCCCGGGACCUGGCGGCCUCCGCGGGGCUGUCCCGCGGCCGGCCGCUCGACCUCCCGUUCCCCUGGAGCGGCACGGGCCACGCCGUCUACAGAGGCCACGCCUACUACGUGACGGAAGGGCCGGAGUUCCAGCUGAUCAAGUACGACCUGCAGAACGGGUCCGUGGCCGACAGCGCCGUGUUCCCCGCCGAGGACCAGGUGCCUGUGUACGGACUCUCUCCGGAGACCUAUAUCGACCUGUCGGCGGACGAGGGGGGACUGUGGGCGCUCUUCGCGACGCGGGACACAGAGAGCGUCAUCUCUCUGGCCAAGAUGGACCCGGGCUCGCUUGAGGUGGAGCAGAUGUGGGACACGCCCUGCCCGCGAGAGAACGCGGAGGCGGGCUUCGUGGUCUGCGGCACGGCGUACGUGGUGUACAACACCAGGCUGGCCAGCCGCUCGCGCGUGCAGUGCGUCUUCGACAUCGACGGCCUGGUGAGCAGCGACGAGGCCCCGCUGGUCUACUUCCCCAAACGGUACAGCACCCACUCCAGCCUCAAGUACAACCCCCUGGAGAAGCUGAUCUACGCCUGGGACGACGGCUACCAAAUUCUCUACAAGAUGGUCAUGAAGAAGAAGCUGGAAGUGUGAAUGCCCCCUGGUGGCCAGUGAUAUAACCAGAUAAUAAGUAGCACAUAAUGGGCUGUUUAUUGGGGGUUGGGAGCAUCUACCUUAACUGGCUACCCCUUUAUUUUAUGCAUAAUAGUUUUUAUGUAAGUUUGGCCAGCUGUAGUAAAAUUAACGUACUCAUUCACAUUUUCACAAGAUGUAUUUCUAUUUCACAGCAAACAUUAUAAAUCCAGAAAACAUUCUAAUACAUUAAGACAAUGUCUUAAUUACACCUUUCUGUAAUCCUGGUGUUCAGAGUAAUGGUUAAAAUUGCACUCCUUGUGUCAUAAUUUUGAGACUAGCGAGUAGGAACAUAGUUAUUUUGCAAAUACCAUUCCGAGCAGUGUGGCAUGGAUUCUUAAUUUCAUCAGUACCCGGUACUUUAUGACCACAGUUCUUUAUUUUCAUUCCUCUCUGCUUGCAGUAUCCUUCAACAACUGUUUCAAUCCAAAUAUAAAUGUGACAUGUUUUCUUUUUCACCCAAAGCUGUCCCUGUACCUGUCUUUGCCACACCACAGAAUAAACAUCACUUCCUGUUGUUUUUCCAAA
Messenger RNA from Anguilla rostrata (American eel), 1982 nucleotides. RefSeq names its product olfactomedin-like protein 3A. The coding region runs from base 243 to 1415 and encodes 390 amino acids. The record is from RefSeq and is a predicted model, not a curated record. Lineage: Eukaryota; Metazoa; Chordata; Actinopteri; Anguilliformes; Anguillidae. Gene Ontology annotation, biological process: signal transduction. The transcript is spliced from 4 exons.